AACAAUCAUACAGUGGAUAUGAUAACAGGAAAGAUUGAGCUAAGACUCAGUACCGAACCUCAGACCUCAACAUAUAUAACAUACGCGCAGUUCUUGAGAUCAAUGUCAUCAUCAUUGGAUGUCGGUGCCGACAAAGAUCAAGUGAUGAAAGAUGCAACAAGUCUGAGAUACUACGAACGAUCCAAUAAGCCACUCGAUCAAAGGAUUGUUGUCCACACUGGUCUGGUCGAGAUCAGGUUUGACUGCGACUACAAUAGACCGAUCGAGCCAGGCACCCUACCUCCAUCACUCAAGCAACUUCAUUUUGGCACGGCCUUUAAUCAGAUGAUCCGGCCCGGUGUCCUACCAAAUACUUUACAAACAUUGUUGUUUAGCUCCAAUUACAACCAACCUUUGACGGUUGGUGUGCUACCAUUAUCCCUGACAUUCCUCAUAUUUGGUUCACAGUUCAAUCAAGAACUGCUGCCAGGUGUUCUGCCUCCAUCACUCAAGAAGCUGAUCCUUGGCAGCCAGUUCAAACGGAAUUUUUUGUGCGAUGUGUUGCCUCACUCCAUAACAAGUCUUUACAUUGGGUCUAUAUUCGAACAGAUUCGGAUUGACGGCCCUUUGCCACAAUCACUCACACUCCUAAGGCUGAGCGAGAGACUGUCCAAUCAACUCACAUCAGACUUACUACCGAGUGGCAUUAUCGAGCUUGAAGUACCAUCAAACUCAUUGUUGAUGGCACCUGGAUCGUUACCAUCAGGCCUAAAGACGAUGAAGUUUGUUGGCUUACACCGCCAGCCAUUGCCAAUUGGUUUACUACCAUCUACAUUGACGUAUCUACGUCUGGGACUGGAGUUCAAUCAACCGAUACCCAUUGGUGCCCUGCCAGAAGGCCUCAAAACUCUCAUCUUUCAAUCAAAGUACAAGACUCACCUUGAGAUAGGCACACUGCCAAACUCAAUCACCGAUCUCAACCUCAUGUACCAAGCGGUCAUCCCGACACAGCUCAUCCCAACGUCUAUUAUAACGCUGACAAUCGGCGAUACUAUCUAUCCCAUUAUAUGCAAUGGUAUCGAUGUCUCACUCCCACACUCAUUGACAUGUCUCACGCUUGGCAACCUUUACAAUAAUGAUAUCACCCCUGGACUGCUGCCUCCAUCCCUCACCCAGCUCUACCUGGGAUCUUCAUUCAACAAACCAAUCGAACCUGGUGUGUUGCCUGGAUCGAUCACCAAUCUAACCCUGGCGUCCACCACCUACACUCACCCCCUCUCAUCAUCCAUCCUGCCAGAGAUGCUACAGCACCUAACAUUCUCAGUGGUUUGUGGCAAACCAGACAAUCGCAUCUUUGAGAUCCAGACUGAUAUGGUGAAGAUCACCAUCUCUUUCACUCGACACAAUCAACCACGUUGUUUCUUCAGGACAUACCAAGACAAGUACUUGCUACGUACAUUGUUCGAAUGGAUAACGGAGGAGCAAUCAUUGGUAUCAUGGAUGUUGUCCGAUGGUACCAGGGAUCAAUGGAUGAAGAUGGUGACAAGUUGUCCAAUCUAUGACAUUUCAAUGAAAGGUCUAAUUGUAUUGCCACACAACAAGCUGCCAUUGAGGAGGUUGACUAUACAAUAUGGCUAUAACCCUACCACCCGGUUCCCCUUUCAAGCCAACAAUCUAGUACAAUGGCUAAUGAAUCACAAGUACGUUGACGAGUUAGGCUUCACAACCUUCUUUAUAAAGGGUUGCCAACAAAUGUCCAUUCGCAAGAUGAACAACACCAUCUCGCCACUCUUUGUAAUCAACAAUCGAUUGGAAGGUGGAUACAUCACUGUGGCCAAACUCGAGAUGCUCCUCAAGGCCAAGCUAAUCAACAAUCAUGUACUCUGUUUA
Acytostelium subglobosum LB1 is the source of this 1869-nucleotide messenger RNA. RefSeq lists its product as hypothetical. The transcript has a single exon. The annotation marks the transcript as partial. The record is from RefSeq and is a predicted model, not a curated record. Lineage: Eukaryota; Evosea; Eumycetozoa; Acytosteliales; Acytosteliaceae.